Messenger RNA from Peniophora sp. CBMAI 1063, 1473 nucleotides. The record is from the annotation of a GenBank genome assembly. NCBI's taxonomy places the organism in Eukaryota, Fungi, Basidiomycota, Agaricomycetes, Russulales, Peniophoraceae.
AUGGUUUCUCUACUCGUCAGUACUCUGACUCUCGCGAUCGCCGUUGCCGCUCAGGAGUCAUCCUUCGUUACAAAUUACGUCUCAGAACCAAACCUUCACGGUCUUCUUGGGACGGUUGAGAUUGGCGGGUACGAUGGCGACGACGGGCUGUAUCUCACCACGCCCGUCGGCCAAGACUCGCCGACUCCUGGCUCGAUGAUCUACGACCGCAACGGCUCACUCGUGUGGAUCGGUGGACCUCUGAACGGCACGGCCGAUCUUCAACUUCAAGAGUACGCCGGGAAGCCCGUCUUGACCUUCUGGUUCGGUAGUGCAGUCGAUGGGCAUGGCGCUGGCACGUGCUUCGUUCUGGAUGAGACUUACAGCAACAUUGCGGAGAUAAACUCUGUCGGAGGUCAAGGGGCGGAUUUACAUGAAUGCAACUUCCCCAAGGAUACAAAUACGAGCGCGAUGAUCACUGUCUACAACAAUAUCUCGCCGUUCGACCUGACAUCUGUCGGUGGCCCUAAGGAUGGUACACUGAUCGAUGUAUGGGUUCAAGAAAUCGAGAUCGCUACUGGCGCUGUACUCUUCAACUGGAGUAUGUUUGACCAUGUGUCGCCGUUUGACUCGUAUGCAAUCGCUGGGCAGGGCGUCUCAGCAGAUCUCUGGGACGCAUAUCACAUGAACUCCAUAGAUAAAGGAGCAGACGGAAGCUACUUGAUAUCUGUCCGGCAUCUAUCGACUCUCUUCAAGAUCAACAGCAAUGGAUCCAUAGCCUGGAGGAUGGGUGGUAAGCACAGCAACUUCACCAUCGGUGACGGGGCUGAGUUCAGCUGGCAACAUCACGCGCGCUUUGAUCCCGAAGAUAACAACCACAUCUCUCUGUUCGACGACACCGCUACCGAUUUCAAUCUGACCACGGCGUCAGACGCACACAGUUUGUACAUCUCGUACGAUACCUCUGCCUGGACGACCACUGCCCUCGCAACAUACUUCUCGGCGCCUUUCAAGAACUAUACUACCAGUCAAGGCUCUUCCCAGCGUUUUGCUGACGGCUCGGGUGUUGUUGGGUGGGGCUCCAACCCAUGGGUUACAGAGCAUAACUCCGAGGGCGACGUCACCUUCUCGCUUUCUCUAGGCGACGGCAGUCUCUCAAAUGGUCCUGUGGCGAGCUAUCGGUCAUUCAAGGUACCCGCCGGAGGAUGGGUGGGUAACCCAACCGUGCCACCUUCCAUCGCUUUGCAGAACGGUACGGUGUACUUCUCGUGGAACGGCAAAACCGCCGUUCGCUCCUGGGAUGUCAUUGGCGACGACAACAAGCUCAUCAAGGCGGUCGAUCGUGCAGACUUUGAAACCAGCCUAAGCAUCGUGUCUGCCAACGUCACUGUUGUCGCAGCUGUAGCCAAGGACGCGAGCGGACAAGCAUUGGGCAAGAGUGCCACGCUGUCUGUCAAAGACGGCGAAGUGGUUUCUACCGGCGAGAUCUACUGA